AUGGGUGACCUAUCUUACCACCAUCCCUUAUACAAUUUCGUCCGCAAUACCCGCAUUGAUCUUGUCGAUGAACAUCCCCUCCUUCGCUUUUUUGCUGCAGCCUCCAAAGACACCCCUGGUCCGCACGGCCUCGCGAAAGAAACCCGGGAUACCGCCAAUCAUAUCAUCGAUAGUCAGGUAUAUGUCCAUUUCGUGUCACUAGAACCCGUUGAUCCGUCACUUGAUCCUCUCGGUCCAGGAUAUGGGUUCAUUCAAGUCAAUACUCGUUACUUAUGGCCAACCCCGAUGUACAUCGAUGAACAGCUCGCAGGGAAUUGUGAAGACGAGAAAAACGAGAAGUCAACACCCCCCGGAUAUCGCGGCCAAAAUGAUCUCUUCCUCAGAGCCGUCCUCACCCAUGGAAUCUUGAAGAUCUUCAUUCAAGACGUCACCAACCACCGUACGGACGAAUAUGGCGGGAGUAUCGAGAAUCGGGCAAGGUUCGCACUCGAGGUUGCAGAUGCCGUUGUAGAGGCUGUUGGCGCCGAGAGGGCAGGGUUGCUGCUCCCGUUGAAGAUCGCACAUUGA
This is a messenger RNA of Suillus paluster, 567 nucleotides long. RefSeq lists its product as uncharacterized. The record is from RefSeq and is a predicted model, not a curated record. The coding region runs from base 1 to 567 and encodes 188 amino acids. Lineage: Eukaryota; Fungi; Basidiomycota; Agaricomycetes; Boletales; Suillaceae. Gene Ontology annotation, molecular function: FMN binding; oxidoreductase activity. The transcript has 4 exons.